AUGGAGAAGACAGAUGCCAAAGACCAGUCCUCUCAGGGGGAUGAAGAGAAAGACCCUCCAAAGAGUCAUCCCUACUCCGUGGAGACCCCUUACGGCUUUCACUUAGACCUGGACUUCCUCAAGUACGUGGAUGACAUUGAGAAGGGAAACACCAUCAAAAGGAUUCCUAUCCACAGGAGGGCCAAGCAGGCCAAGUUCAGCACUUUGCCCCGAAACUUCAGCCUUCCCGACAGUGGGCCUCGCUGGCAUGCUGCUCUUUCCCACCAACACUGGUCCCCAGUGGUGUGCAGGAAGGUGUCGCUGGGGACAGAGGAGCGAGCCCAGUCACUGCCGCCUGGUGAUCACCCCCAAGUCUCCGUGAGCGGCAGUGAGGUGACCUGCCCCAAGAGGGCCCUGUUGGCAGAGACCGCCAGGCCCCUGGAGGCCUCGGCCCCCAGGGAGGCUGAGCUCGCCUCCGGGACUGGCCGGCCCCAGCUUCUGAGAGCAUCGAGCAUGCCAGCCGCACUGCUGCAAAACAGGGCCGCAGAGGACCCCAGCCUAACCGCAGGCCCCCCCGCACCUCCCGCGCUCCCUCCACUUCGGGCGGAAGGCAGUGUCUGUGACAGCACCUUUGGCCCCGCAGAAGGAUUUGCGGGUGUUCACAACUCCAUCCCGCGAGCAGCAACCCAACCAAAAGGCAAAGAGUUUGGAGACCUGGUGCCAGGGAUUCCAGAGCUGGUACGGGAAAGGGCUGAGCCUGCGGAGGGUGCAGAAGGGGCCGCAUCUCCCCUCUCUCCCCCAGGUCCUCCCCUCUCAUCCCAGAAUGCAUUUGUAGUUUCAGAGGAUGCGAAAGAAGAACAGAAACCCAGAGAAGCAGAGCUGGUGUUCACCCCCGGCUCCCUCACACCAAGCCCCCCUCCUCUGCCAUCACCCAUCCCCGAGAAUGAGCUCCCACUGGAAGAAAUCGAGCUCAACAUCUGCGAGAUCCCGCCCCCGCCCCCCGUCGAGGCAGAUGUGCGGAGCAUUGGCAUCCGGGUCACGGAGGAGAGCCUGGGCCUCGCCACGACGGAGGCUGGCAGCAUCUCCAGCCUGAAGCAGCAGCUCCUGGACCUGGAGGGAGAGCUGUCCGGAAAAACCGAGGAACUGGCCCAGGUCAGAGCUGCCCUCCAGCAGCAGGGGGAGGAAAUCAAGGCUAAGAGGCAGAGGAUUCAAGAGCUGGAGUGCACUGUAGCUCAACUGGCCGAAAAGCUAAGCCACGAGAACACCAAGGAUGCUCAGGGCCAGGCCGACGCCAUGGUCAACACUGACCCUGUCCACGGACUCUUGACCAGGGAGUUGUGUGACAAGAGCAUUGGUGUUGACCUUCUGAGCAGCACAGGAUCUGAAUGUUGGGGGGCCAGCGGAGAGGAGAAUGACCUCCGAUGUGGGCCGGACAGUCACAAACGGGGAGAUCAGAGCCCGGCAGAAUGUGUGCCACCAUCCCAGCUGUCACUGCCUCAGGACCCUGAGAUGGUCCUCACCUCUUCUUUACGUAGCUGCCUGUCCACCGAGCUCAGGAUCGAAGAAGCAGGCUCCGAGCAGGAGGGAGACCCUCAGGUGGGAGCCGGGGGUCUGGUCAGGGGAGCAGGGGACUCUUCAUGGAGCAGUGACACAAAGGCUCCCCCAGCAGGGAAGGAGGAGGCCGGUUCAGAGCUCCCAGGGAAGGAGGGCCCAGGAAGGCCCCCAAGCUCACCCACAGAUGCCACUAUUGGGCAGUACGUUAAGAAGAUCCAGGAGCUCCUGCAGGAACAGUGGAGCUGCCUGGAGCACGGGUACCCGGAGCUGGCCAGCGCCAUCAAGCAGCCGGCCUCCAAGCUCAGCAGCAUCCAGCGCCAGCUCCUGAGCUCCCUCAACCUGCUGCUGUCCGCCUACUCGGCCCAAGCUCCACCCCAGAAGGAGUCCCCGGUCCCUUCCUCCUCCCCACCGCCAAUGGAGCUCUCCCCGUCGACCAGCCUUAAAUCCAUAAUGAAAAAGAAAGACUAUGGCUUCCGUGCAGGAGGUAAUGGGACCAAAAAGAACCUUCAGUUUGUUGGGGUUAACGGUGGCUACGAGACCACCUCAAGUGAGGAGACCAGCGGGGAGGACAGCUCCUCGGAGGACUUGUCCAGCAGCGAGGCUGAGAAGAAAUGUGAUGGCCCGGAACACAAGCGGGGCAGGGAUGCCCACCCCGGCUGCAAGGUGGGGCAAGGCAUCUCCGAGGGCACCCACGGCACCGGCCAGCAGAGAGGGCCUGGGGAAGAACUCUCCCUCCCCAAGGCCGAGAGAUAUAAACCCUCCGAAGAAUUUCUUAAUGCAUGCCGGGCAUUGAGCCAACAUCUGCCAGAAACAGGGACCACUACCGACCAGCUCUUGAGGCAGAGCUUGAACACCAUCAGUCAGGAGUGGUUUCGUGUCUCUAGCCGGAAGUCGUCUAGUCCUGCUGUGGUGGCCGCCUACCUGCAGCCUCACUCCCCACACUUCCUCAAGCUGCUCGUCAACUUGGCUGACGGCAACGGGAACACGGCCCUUCACUACAGUGUGUCCCACUCCAAUUUCUCCAUCGUCAAGCUGCUGCUGGAGACAGGCGUCUGCAAUGUGGACUAUCAGAACAGGGCUGGCUACACCGCCGUGAUGAUCACUCCCUUGGCUUCUGCGGAGACCGACGAAGACAUGGCCGUCGUCUGGAAGCUCUUAAGAGAAGGAAAUGUGAACAUCCAAGCUACCCAGGGAGGCCAGACUGCGCUGAUGCUGGGAGUCAGCCACGACAGGGGGGACAUGGUCCAAGCGCUACUGAGCUGCCAGGCAGAUGUCAACCUGCAAGACCACGACGGAUCGUCGGCCCUCAUGCUGGCCUGUCACCAUGGCAACGCCGACAUGGUGCGGCUGCUCCUGGCACACCCAGCCUGCGACAGCAGCCUGACAGACAAGGCUGGCCAAACAGCUUUGUCCAUCGUUCUGAAGCCGCCCGCCCAUGUGGAAAUUGCCGAGCUUCUGCAGGCCCACGCAGAACAGGGCAGAUCCCUGGGGCCAUAG
Molecule: messenger RNA, 3030 nt
Organism: Molossus molossus (Pallas's mastiff bat)
Lineage: Eukaryota; Metazoa; Chordata; Mammalia; Chiroptera; Molossidae
Gene: KANK4
Product: KN motif and ankyrin repeat domains 4
Exons: 9
Coding region: 1-3030 (1009 amino acids)
Biological process (GO): negative regulation of actin filament polymerization
Cellular component (GO): cytoplasm; cytoskeleton
Molecular function (GO): protein binding
Source: RefSeq, a predicted model, not a curated record